CAUUACACACAUGAUCCAGAGAUUCGCGCCCAGAAUAGGGGGCCGGUGAUGAUAGCGGUGGUUGUGGUGUUGCUAUGUCUCAGCACAACAAUGGUAGGGUUGCGGCUUUUGUGUCGCUCUCUCAUCAAGGGGUUUGGGCUUGAUGACCUCGCUGCUGUGCUCACACUGGUUGGUAUCAUUGGAUCUGGAAGUGCAAUGAUCGCAAUGACCAACUAUGGACUUGGCAGACAUGACUGGACAUUAACACCCGCGACUUUGAUCUUAUACGCAAGAUGCUUCUGGGUCUCCGUCUUGUUCUACAUGAUGGCUUUGUUCUGGGCCAAGAUGACCUUCCUGUUCCAUUACUACCGUCUCAUGUCGGUAUCUAACAUGAGAAACGUCUACCUUGGGGCCAUCAUCAUCGUCGCAUUGUGGGGCCUCUCCCAAACCAUCAUGGCCUUCACUCAAUGCAUCCCCCUCAAGGCCGUCUGGGAUCCCAGGGUAGAAGGCUGGUGCCGACCUCACCAGACUACGCUGUGGUAUAUCAACGGUGUCAUCAACAUUGUCAGCGAUUUCGCAAUCCUCAUCCUACCUCUUCCAGUCAUUUGGAAGCUUCAGCUGCCACUGUCCCAAAAGAUUAUCCUGUCGGGUAUCUUUGGACUUGGUCUUUUCACCAUUGCCGUUUCAAUCCUGAGAAUGCAGUGGCUGAAACCUUCACCUGACAUGACAUGGUGGAACGUCACGGCAGCGUCGUGGUCUCUUGCAGAGUUGACAUCUGCCAUCACCUGCGCGUGUCUCCCGACCUUCAAGCCACUGGUAGUGAGGAUCAAGCCUCUCUUCUCCACCGGAAGCAAGGGCGACAGUACAGUUCAGCUUCAAGAAAGCUUUGAAAGAGACACAGAGUCUAAUAUGACGGUGAUUGGGAGCCAAGACAGGUUUACCCAUGAUCAUAAGAAGCCGAGUAGGGUGUACAUGUAUGGGACGGAGACACGCAUUACGGCGACACAAGAUUCAAGACGGUCAAGACAGUCAUUUUAG
Molecule: messenger RNA, 1017 nt
Organism: Fusarium keratoplasticum
Lineage: Eukaryota; Fungi; Ascomycota; Sordariomycetes; Hypocreales; Nectriaceae
Exons: 5
Coding region: 49-1017 (322 amino acids)
Source: RefSeq, a predicted model, not a curated record